CUUCAGUCCGCAGGCUGAUGCUCUACCCACUGAGCCACACCGGCGAGCGCCUGGUGGAAUCCUUUUUAAUCCCCGUUUUAUAUCUAUGGAAACUGAGGUCAACGAGGAAAAACAAAUCGGUGAGCGUCUCCCCAGGGGCCAGGUUUGAAUGACGCUGGAGCCCAGGUUCCAUCCUCUUCUCCAUGAAGGCCGCAGGGAGCUUAACAUAACUGUCCCAGAAUUCUCCUCGCCCAGCGGGGCAUUCGGAGUGCCCGGGGGCCGAGGGUUGCCUGCGUUGCCUUCCAGGAGUCUUGGGGCCUUUGGCCUAUUUCUCAGGAAGUGACCCGUCCAUGAGCGGACAGAAGUCCAUCGUUUGCACGGUGUCUUCACUGCGCAUGCUCUACGCCUGGGACGUGCAGGAGGGCUCUCUGAUCUGGUCCAGCCCCGCCCAGCAGGCCAACAUCAAGUACCUGGCCACCCUGCCCCAGCGGUCGCUGGCGUUCACUGUGGACAAGGAGGAGACCGUCAAGGUGUGGAACUGCCGGGACGCGGAGCCCCUGGCCGCGCGCAGCAUGCCCAGGUGCUGCUUCUCCUUGGAGGCCUUCCUCGCGGACGACGGCCCCGUCCUCAUGGUGAGCGAGCUGCGCCCACGGCCUGGGCAGGUGUUGGGCCCCCUGACGCCCCCGUCACCUCCCAACCUGCCUUCUUCUCUUUCUUUUUUUUUUUGAGAUUAAACCCU
Myotis brandtii (Brandt's bat) is the source of this 718-nucleotide messenger RNA. RefSeq names its product F-box/WD repeat-containing protein 12-like. The record is from RefSeq and is a predicted model, not a curated record. NCBI's taxonomy places the organism in Eukaryota, Metazoa, Chordata, Mammalia, Chiroptera, Vespertilionidae. Bases 330 to 707 code for a protein of 125 amino acids. The transcript is spliced from 2 exons. Gene Ontology annotation, molecular function: protein binding.